GCGUCUGAUGUGCCCGACGGUCCCAGGAAGCAGCGGUGCUUAUUUCAUAUUUUAUAGCGAUUUAGACGGAGGAAGCGUUGAAUUUCGAGGUCAGGGUGUACAAAUGAAGAAAGUAAAAUAAUUUCAAAUUAUUUUAGGUUAGCUUGCAGGCGACGUCAGGGGACUUUUGUUAUGAUUUGGCGUUGAUAUCGACGAUGUUUACGGUGCUGCCUUAUAAGUUCCUCUAAAGGGUGGCCAAUAACUGGAGCCUUUAGCCUUCAACUGCCUAAAUAUUAGGCAGGAAAAUACGAAGAAACACACCAUAUUUCUCUUAUAUCGUGGGGUGGCGGCAAGCCAAUAAUUGACUCUGGAGCAGGACACGGAGGAUAGUAUGGCCAUGACGGGAGGGACUGCAGCUGCCCUUCCCAUGAGCAACCACACUCGAGAGAGGGUGACUGUGGCCAAGCUGACACUGGAGAACUUCUACAGCACUCUGCUCACCCAGCACGAGGAGCGAGAGAUGAGGCAGAAGAAGCUGGAGAAGGCCAUGGACGAAGAGGGUUUGCCAGACGAGGAGAAGGUAAUGCGCCGCUCGCAGCAUGCCCGUAAGGAGACUGAAUUUUUACGACUCAAGAGGACGCGACUUGGCCUUGAUGAUUUUGAGUCCCUGAAAGUUAUUGGACGAGGCGCUUUUGGAGAGGUGCGUUUGGUGCAGAAAAAAGACACAGGGCACAUUUACGCCAUGAAGAUCUUGAGGAAAGCAGACAUGCUGGAGAAAGAGCAGGUUGCUCAUAUCCGGGCAGAGAGGGAUAUUCUGGUGGAGGCAGACGGUGCCUGGGUGGUCAAGAUGUUUUACAGCUUCCAGGACAAGAGGAACCUCUACCUCAUCAUGGAGUUCCUGCCUGGAGGUGACAUGAUGACCCUGCUGAUGAAAAAGGAUACUCUGUCUGAAGAGGCCACUCAAUUCUACAUCGCAGAGACGGUUCUGGCCAUCGACUCCAUCCACCAGCUGGGCUUCAUCCACAGAGACAUCAAACCAGACAACCUGCUGUUGGACUCCAGGGGACAUGUGAAGCUGUCAGAUUUUGGUCUGUGUACGGGACUGAAGAAGGCUCAUCGCACAGAAUUUUACAGGAACCUGACGCACAACCCGCCCAGUGAUUUCUCCUUUCAAAAUAUGAACUCCAAAAGGAAAGCAGAAACCUGGAAGAAGAACCGGAGGCAGCUGGCUUAUUCUACUGUGGGAACGCCAGACUACAUUGCUCCUGAAGUCUUCAUGCAGACGGGGUACAACAAGCUGUGUGACUGGUGGUCUCUGGGCGUCAUCAUGUAUGAAAUGCUCAUCGGUUACCCACCUUUCUGCUCCGAGACACCACAGGAGACAUACAGGAAGGUGAUGAACUGGAAGGAAACACUUGUCUUCCCACCUGAAGUCCCCAUCUCAGAGAGGGCCAAAGACUUGAUAUUAAAGUAUUGCACUGAUGCUGAGAACAGGGUUGGAGCAGUGAGUGUGGAAGAGAUCAAGAGUCAUCAGUUUUUUGAGUCAGUGGACUGGGAGCACAUCAGGGAGCGGCCAGCAGCCAUCUCCAUUGAAAUCAAGAGUAUCGACGACACCUCAAACUUUGAUGACUUCCCUGAAUCAGACAUCCUUCAGCCAGCCAACGCAACGGAGCCAGACUUCAAAUCGAAGGACUGGGUGUUCCUCAACUACACAUACAAACGCUUUGAGGGUCUGACCCAGCGAGGCACCAUCCCCACAUACAUGAAGGCAGGGAAGGCCUGACACGCCGAGACGGGGAGAUGGCGUUGUGGAGAAAAAAACAGACGUUUACGGACACAGGGUCGGGCCGUGGAGCCCCGCUGGUGCUGAAGGCUGCGCUGUCAGCCUCUCAGUAUAAAUUUAACCCUCAUCACAAGUUAUUUAGGUCUGCUCGGCCGCUGCAAGAACACCAAGAGCUCGGAAAUUAAGGAGCGUUACCGCAUUACCUCGGUUGUUUAUAUCGUAUACACGUGCCGUCUUUAGCCAUAGCUCUCAGGCCAGCUCACUAACUAGGACACUAAAUCAGCAUAUCUGCAUGUUCAGCGGCAUACUGCUUCUGGAGAGGAUUUUUUUUACUCCCGUGGGAAUGAGGAUCGAGUACAAAUCACUGCUUCGACAUCUUCACAGCGAUAGUUUCUACACUGGCGGCUAAAUUAGCUCUGCUGCAAACAUAGUUUCUAAUACUGAAGACAAGCUCUAUACACUGUAGACAACUCUGAAAGAUUACUGAGUAAGAACUGGUACCCCUCAGUUGUUCUCGUCCAUACUGUUAUAGCCUGUUUGUGGAUUUUAAAGGAAGGUUCCAGCAUGAUUUCUAUUGUUUUUGGUCACUUUCUGCUUUGUAUUUAAAGGGAUACUUUACCCCCAAAUGACCUUUUGUAUAUCAGUUAAUCACCAUGUGUUAUGUUGAAUUUGUGUAGAAAACUUUGUUUUUCUUGCAUGCCAACACUCUGAAUGAAGAAUCCAAAACUAUAGAAGAUUCUUGGUGAAUUGAAGUCAUAGGGGUCCAUGUUUAACAACCAAAAAACUAUAUCUGAACAUCUGCUUACAAACUCUCAGACAACUCGUGCAGUGUAAUCCAAGUCUCAUGUAUCUCUUGUAUGCUCAGUACUUCUUAAACAAACUGCCCUUUCCGAUGGGGGACUGAAUUCAAUGUAGCACAGUGUGAGUAAUUGAUAUACAAAUGGUAAUUUGGGGGGGAUGAGGCAUUCCUUUAAGAGCUACUCCCACUGACAAAGAUAGCAUCCAUUUAAAAUUGCAAAGUGAGGAAAAUCUGUAAUGCAUUUUUAAACUGGAACCUGGUGCAACCUCAACAUCAGCUUUUCUUUAUGUCAGAGGAGACAGCUACUGAAGAUCGUAGUGGUACUUGUUAGCAAAAUGCUAGUUAGCAAAAUGCUAGUGGAGCUCAGUUAUCAUCAAACUUAUCUGAGGCAGUUGUAGGUACUCUAUGUUUAGCAUGCUAGCAGCAUAUCUACUACUGUUGGAUGGAUUGCGUGAUGACAUUUGGCAUACGCUUUCAUGCCCCUUUGGUGAUCCCUUACCUUAACGUCUAGCACCAUCAUCAUGUCAAAUGUCUCCGUCAGAUGCUUUUGUUUCUGACCAGAUAUUUCUAAAACUAAUGACAUUCCCAUCAGCAUCAGCCGUACAAGUGCUAAUUAGCAUGCUAACAUGCUAAACUAAGAUGGGGAACAUGUUAACAUGUUGUCUGUGGAUGUUAGUAUGCCGAUGUUAGCAUUUAGCUCAAUACAUCUGGGAAUUCUUUAGGUGUAAACGUUUUUUUUUUUAUCAUAAUCAUAGUAUGAUUAUUUUUUGCCUGUGAUGGAGGAGACUGAAUUGAACAUGUCGUUUUUAGUAACAUUAGCAUCAAACAGAUAGAAAAUAUAAAACAGAAGAGCAAAAACCCCGAUCAUGCUGGAAUCCUCCUUUAACCCUCCUGGUGGUGGUAAACACAGUGCGACUUUGUGUCAGCCCUGCGGGACAACUCUUCCUGUGGCACUGCCUCAGCGCUGUUGCUUUUCUCACAGAGGAACAACUUGUUGCCAGGAAACGUGUGAAUGCAGUUUGCCCUGUGCUUGACAUCUGUUACUGUGGAGUGUUGCCCAUUCACACAUAAGCCAAACAAAGUGCAGAGUGUGCCACUUCCCUUCAGAGCCCCUCGUGUGGUUCAGAUCAGUGCCACAGUAAUUGAUCAUUUCCCCCUGAUUUUAAUUCUAGCGAGCCCAGGGGCCAAUCGCUUCCUUCUUAGGUGGACGAAACAUGCAAAGUGCCUUUAAAUAGCUGAGAAAUAUUUAACUGGAUAUUCUACGGAUGUUAUCAGAGACUAAUCAGAAGGUAUUGAUUACUAUUAGAUAUAGAGCUGUUUGAAGAAGGGAAAAGUGAGAGAAAAGGAAAAAAAUCUGUCUUAAAGUAAAUGGAAAGCUCUGAUGUGUCAGGUUAUAUUAAGUGUGUCUGCAGAGUGACAAAACACUUGACGUGAUAAAGGUGAUAAAACAGAAACAAAGGCAGAAUAGAAAAAUUGCAGGUUUUUAUAGGUUAGAUAAUUAAACCAGGGGCUCAUAAAAACAGAAUGCGCCAAGACAAACACAAUGAACAAAGUGUCGUUGUUUGUCAAGUUAAGAUGAAACUAAAAUAGAAACUAAAUAAGAGUAGAUCAACACGGUGGAUAUCUUAGACACGUGUACUGUUUUUGUAUGUCUCAUUUUAAUUCAAGUAUCCACUGGAUGUAUUUAAUGUUAUUUUCCCCCCUCGAUCUUAGAAGCUAAUGUCCUGUCUUUUUCAACAAAACCAACCAUGUAACCAACAUGUCUGCUCAGAGUUGUGACUAGACACAGAGCUAAACAUAGUUACCAAAGAACUCUGAUCAUCACACGUCGUGAUCUGAACACAUAUUCAGAUGUAGCUGUCGCUUAUACUGCACUUAACUGAAAACUACCUUUAAAAAAAACAAAACAAAACACCUUUCCAAGAGAGCUAAACUUGGCUAAGGAAUAAUUUGCCAUUUUUAUUUCUAGAAAACGAGUGAGAAGAGACAGAUGUUUCUCAGUUAGCACAUCUGUUAAGUGUCAAAACGCAAGCUAUAAAUGUACACACAGGGACAGGAAAUAUACCGAGGACUCUUACCAUGUUGAACUCAAGUUCAGCUGUAGCCAUCACAGGAAUCCCAUAUUAAACUGUGUGUGGUGCUAUUUCUGAGGAAUUGAUAGGGAACGUUUGUGGUCUUGCAGUUUGAUGAAGUAGAUUGGUGUAUGAUGAUACACCUGUACCAGUGUGUCCUCUUACAUUUUAUCAGUUUAAACUGGAAUUCAUCCAGUUAGUUAGGCCAAGAACGCACCGUAAGGACUUGGAGUUGCAUUACAUAAGCAAUGUGCAAGGGUUGUAUAUUUCUGCAUUAUUUAUUAUUUUUCAUGUGUGUUGAUAGAUGAGAUGUUGUGCUGAUAUUCUGUAUAUUUAAAUCGGAUGAUUUUCAUAUCAAUUGGUUUCCCUAACAUUUUAAAGGGGCACUCCAGUGAUUGUAGAAUUGCAUCCAUAGAAAUAGAAUGAGAGUAGAAUGGAGAUUCAAAUCGUCAGAGAGGCAGCCAUGUUUAUGUGUACUAAUGUCAUUGCAACUGUUGUAGUGGGCCAACUUUUGUAUAUACUUCCAUAUAAACAAACCAACUUGCGGCAAGUCAUGCACUCACUGAGGUGAGGUUUUGCCGUUAUACCGAACGAGUAGUGGAGAAUUACUUUUUUAAAUUAGCAGUCCGUUCAUUUUAAAAUAUUACUGUAACUGCUAUUUCCAUUUUUCUUUUAUUGCAAUUAAUUGCACGUUUGUUGAAACAUUAUGUAAUAUUACUGAGACUGAGGGGAUAAACAGCAUGCAUAUGAACAUAUUUUUUACAUCUAAAGCCCCGAUCAUACAGAAAACAUUUUAGCAGCUGGAGGUGCCUUUUUGUUAUUGGUUUUAUUAAGAAUGAAGCUUUUUACUCAGCCGUUUUUGCAUUGCUCCUGCACUCAAGGCGCCUUGCGUUUUGUGGAGCGCUCUGAACUCCUCCUUCGUCAUCUUUUUUCCCAUUGUCCAGUCAGAUGAUUUGAGAGGCGGGCCUUCUGUGGUGCACAGGACAGCAUGUUUACAGUUAGUAAACAAUGGAGGAGAAACUGGUGGUAGUGAUUGCUAGAUACCCAGAACUACGGCCUGAUGAUAGACAGUAGGUUGUCAAACUGCCCCCGAGUCAUCCUAAAAUAUGCCUGGAAACUGCCAUCAUCAAUGUGAAGCUCCUGGACCAACUGGUGGUACUCCCCGUGAUCCACCCUCUUUUUCAGGGUCUCAUGUACCCACACAGAUCUCAGAAAAACAAACAGUAGAUUGAUUACAUGGGAAGGUUAGGGUAAGGACGUGAUGGGGUAAAAAGACACAGCAAUUAAAAAAAAAAAAAAAAAGCGAUGCACCUGGCAUUUUGCAGCCUGCAAAGUGCUUUCUGUGUGAUUGGGGCCUAACUCAGUGACUUAAAGAUUCAUUUGACUAAACCAGAGCUGGUGAUUGUUAAAACAGUAGACUAACUAACUAGACGACUAACAAAAUUAGCUGAGAUGGUUUUAUGUUGUUUUUGUCGAGUGUGUUUUUAACCAUGAGUAAACAAGGAAAUUAAGCUAACAUAAGUUAGGAAGAUGAAAGAGAGAAACUUGGAUUGGUUUGUAGUUGCAUUUUUCUUUUCAUAAGGAAAAGACCCCACUGACAUGUUGUCACCGCAUAAACAAUUGCCAUUUUAUUAUAUUACUAGUCCAGUGGCCACAGGAAACAGCUCAAUGUCCAUUCUAUUCAUUCUAUUUCUAUGACCACACCUCUGUAAAGCUAGGGACAAAUUUUUAAAAAAUGGUUACAAUUGUUGCAGCAGAGGCUGAGAUAUCUUCACCCUUAGUCCCUUGUAUGGUCAAAGUUAAAAAAAAAAACAGUUUGUUCUACACUUCCCAUAAUGCAACUUGAUAGCAGCUUUGAUCAUUCUCCUCCUGUCUUGUAUAAAUGCCUGUCUUUCAAACAUGCCCCAUUCGUAAUGCAGCCUUUAUAAACUGGUAGUCUCUCAAAGCAGAGGUAACUGUUAUGACAUCAUCAUGACAUCAUCAGGGUAAUUUCAGUGACAUUUAAGAUCUUGGUGUGAAAAAACAGUGGAGUGCCCCUUUAAUUACAAACAGAAGACGUACUAAAACAUACAUGUAUAGUCUCAUAUCACACAGACAACCCUGAUAGGCCAGUAUUUCGCCCAUACUAAAAAUCAAAAUGUGUGAUUCUAACUCAAAUGUCAUCAAAGCUAAGACCAGUCUGCAAGAAGAUGUGGUCCUACUGGAGGACAGUAGCAGGACAGAUGCAUGAUGGGGGAUUUUGUUGAUGGCUACUGCUGCAGAUUCCCAGUCGUGUCUCAUCACCUGAACACACUGACACAAUCUGGACAAAGCCAAACUGCUGUAUUCAGAGCGUCCUGUCUCACAGCCAAACAGUUAGGAUUGUUUAUGAGCAACGAAUGUGUGUGUGUGUGUGUGUGUGUGUGUGUGUGUGUGUGUGUGUAUAUGUGUGUGUGUGUGUGUGUGUGUGUGUGUGACUACUAGGGGAAAAAAGUGACAUUUUCAUGAAGUAGAUCCUCAGUGCUUUUUGUUGUGAGGUUAUGUGUGACCUUGUUCAAUGUCAAACUCAUUUUGUCUGUUGUAAUAGAGAAAUUAUUACAGUUUUUUUGUUGGUAGAUGCACAGGAGAUGAAAAAAGGAGGGUAAAUACUGUAUUUGGGAUCCACACAAUUCUAUAUACUAUGUCCAGGAUGACUUGAAAUCCAUUACUGUGUCACUUUAUGGAAAGGAAGCUAAAUUAUUGUGACUUUAUUUCUCCGUGAGGUUGAGACAAGUUCAGGAAAUGUUUCACUUUUAUCACCAGUUAAGCUAGACAAUUCAUUUCUGACGGACCAAAUCAGCUUAAAGACCCACCCUUUGUGUUGUCUGAUCAGUGUCACAUUAUAUUUGGGAGAAUAGAGGAGACUCUCCCCUAACUUGGAGAGUAGGGAAAUGUUAAUUUAUCCUUUUAAAAAGCAGUUGACUGAAACGUAAGGGAUAAACGCAGAUGAAAGGCUCAUUCACAUCUUCAGUCUAGCUUUAGAUGUAAGUGGUCUCUGCCUCGGAAACCUCAGCGCCCUGUUCCUAAGCUAAUAAUAUGUAAUUUCCCCCCCUGUUAAAGCAAGAAUUCAGUCUGGAGAUUCACUUGUAAAAGGUUUCAAACCCACCCUCCACGGGCCAGGACUAUGUUGUGAGGUUUUUGUGUAAUGCUGUGUACAUAUUGUUGUAGACACUUGAAGGAAACUGUCUAUGGAGUGAAGGAGGAAGCGCUCAUUAAUAUAUUCAUUCACGUUGAUGAGUUUUUAUGUUGACAAAAUGCUUAAAAUAAUAAAAUUAAACACUUAAAGUCUGAA
This is a messenger RNA of Epinephelus lanceolatus (giant grouper), 7943 nucleotides long. Its product is annotated as serine/threonine-protein kinase 38-like. Gene Ontology annotation, biological process: protein phosphorylation. Gene Ontology annotation, molecular function: protein serine/threonine kinase activity; ATP binding. The record is from RefSeq and is a predicted model, not a curated record. Lineage: Eukaryota; Metazoa; Chordata; Actinopteri; Perciformes; Serranidae.